AUGCCGCACAUCACGAGCUUCUUCCGCUCGUCUCACGACCCCAUCAACACAAUCAAGGCCACCGUCCGAAGGAGAAGUCCUAGCUCGAGGACGCCAGUCUCAGCCACCCCGAGACCGGGCUCUACUCGCACCGUUUCGUAUCCCAAUUCCAUCAACGACGAAGCCGAAGAGCAGGAAAACCAGCAGACCCGCUCCAACAGCAGCCAGUCAGUAGCGCCCCCGGUCAGGAUGCCGGAAUCGGCAAGAGAAAAGGAAGUGUCCCACCAUCGCCUGAGUUUCCCGGGCCUGCACCUUGGUGGCCACAAGUCUAAGGAUCAUGGCCACCAGCACCCACAUGCAUCGCUUGACUGGAAGAUCGAGUCGCCGCCGGCGGUCAUGUACGGCGAUGCUGAAAACAGCACUGGCGCCAUUGUUUCCGGGCAACUCAUGUUGACUGCCAAGGAUGCCCCCCUCGAGGUUGAGGGCUUCAAGGCUCGUCUAGAGAUUCACGUCAUCCGCAAGAGACCUUACAAGGAUCACUGCCACGACUGCGUAAACCAGAAGACGGAGCUCAAGACUUGGGAGUUGAUAGCCGGUCCUGCCACCCUGUCGCAGGGCGUGCACUACUAUCCGUUUUCUGCUCUUUUGGAAGGUCACCUUCCUGCAUCCACGGACAACUCGGUGGUCACUGUGCGAUAUGACUUUACCGCCGAGGCCAAGCCCAAGAACGGCUCUGCCUUGAAACUUCUCAAGACCAUCAAUGUGAGACGGGCGCUCCCUGUUCCUGAGACGCCACACCACUCGGUCCGCAUCUUCCCUCCCACCAACAUCACCGCCUCGGUUCACUACCCCAAUGUCAUCCACCCCAUUGGAAGCAACAAGCUCGAGCUCCGCCUGGAGGGCAUCAUCAAGUCGAACCCAGAUGUCAAGACCAUUGAGUACUGGAAGCUGAAGCGACUCUCCUGGAAGAUUGAGGAACACCUCACCACGGUUGUUCCGGCUUGCCAGAAGCACUCGCCCAAGGAUCCCGAGACGGGAGAACCUACCAAGAAGGGCCUGAAGCGCACAGAGGCUCGCACCAUUGGCUCGGGCGACCUUGCCAGUGGCUGGAAAGCAGACUAUUCGCCCAACGGCAAUGUUGAGAUGGAGCUGGAGUACCAAGUCAACCCGUCGCUCAAGCCUGUGUGCGACCUGAAGAGCAACGACGGCACCGAGGUCACUCACCAGCUCGUUAUCGAGAUGGUGGUGGCCCAGGAAUACGCACCAACCAACCAGCCCAAGCACGUCACCCCGACCGGAGUAGCACGGAUCCUGCGCAUGCACUUUGGCACUAUUGUCACUGAGCGUAGUGGCUUGGGCGUGAGCUGGGACAACGAGGCUCCUCCAAUCUACCAGGACGUGCCCCCCAGCCCGCCCUCGUACCACUGCGAGAUUCCCUAUGAGGAGGUCGACGAGGCUCUGAGUCCCCUUGAUGCACCAUCAAAGAGAUCGAACUAG
Molecule: messenger RNA, 1476 nt
Organism: Pestalotiopsis fici W106-1
Lineage: Eukaryota; Fungi; Ascomycota; Sordariomycetes; Amphisphaeriales; Sporocadaceae
Exons: 2
Coding region: 1-1476 (491 amino acids)
Biological process (GO): ubiquitin-dependent endocytosis
Cellular component (GO): plasma membrane; cytosol; cytoplasm
Molecular function (GO): ubiquitin protein ligase binding; protein-macromolecule adaptor activity
Source: RefSeq, a predicted model, not a curated record